Mesorhabditis belari is the source of this 1314-nucleotide messenger RNA. Lineage: Eukaryota; Metazoa; Nematoda; Chromadorea; Rhabditida; Rhabditidae. The record is from the annotation of a GenBank genome assembly.
AUGGACAAUGAUGAGGAGUCCGUGCUUGAUGUGACGAGAUCUCCCAUCAAAAAGCCACUCCAUUCGACGACAAGUCUCAUCAAGGUAUCAUCGGAGGAUUUAUUUCUCUCGCCUCAACGACAACAUAUCCAUCUAAACGAUCACUCAUUCGGCAGCCCUGAUCUUUUCGAAAACCUUUCAUCAACUUCCCGAUUAUCGUCAAUAAAGAGGGCACUCAAUGAGAACACGACGUUGAACAAGAGUCAAGAUCUAUUCGCCGACGAGAACGAGGAGAUUUUAUUGGGAAUCCCUGACGUUUCAAUGGAUCGCUCUCUUCCUCCACUCUCAUCAACACCAAAUCGGCCGCAGUUGACAAUAAGUGGUGACCCUUUUGUGAUGAUAUCACCGAUACGAAAGGAAGUUGCCGGUGAAACGAAUCUCUCCUUUCUGCCCACCCCACCACCAACGUAUCAGCAGGAUUUGAAGAUUCGAGGAGAUUCUUUACCGAGAAAAUUACGAUCUCCGUCACCGGAAAUUGUAUUUGAACAAAUUUGCUCACCUAAGCCGUCAAUUUCUAGUCAAAGUUUAAGACGACGGGCGCAAUCCGACGAGUCUCAGCGGGCAAAGAGUAAAGCCGAGCAAAAAGUGAAUGAAAGGACGGAGAUUUUGAAGAAACGUGGAUUGCGAGACGGACAAGUGAUACGAAAGCGAGAGGACCGAGCAUUGAUGCAUGGAACAGAUUGUGCGUGCUGUUCAGGCUACUACAACGCACUCGAGUUGAGUCCGGAAGAGCGAAAGAAAAGAUUGAAUCAAAUAUCGAGGCAUCGCUACGUGGAGAAACCACUCCCGCCAACACCUGAACAUUACUGGGAAGUCGAUUUCCCGUCCACGCAAGAGUUGGAGAAACGAGGAUUGAUACAUGUGCGACGAGCCGAUCAAACAAAGGAUUCAGUAAAGAUGUCGCUCGAUACUCUACGAGGAGAAUUCGAGAAAGAAAUCGCCGCCUUUAAACAAUUGGAGAAAGAUCGUGAAAAGUACGUGGCCAACCGACAAACGCUAGAAAGUCAGCUUACCGAGAAUCAAAUGGUCAAAGAAGAACUCGAUCUUUUGGGUGAUGAAUCGAAGGUUUUCAAGCUGAUUGGUGCCGUUUUAGUGAAGGUUGAACUUGCCGAAGCUAGGAGUCAAGUAGAGAAACGACUGGAAUAUAUUCAAGGAGAGACAAAACGAGUUGAAGAUCAAUUGACCGAUUCGACGGUGAAGACAAAGAAUAAACAGAAGAAACUCUCCGAGAUGCAAGAACAAAUUCAAAAAGCUUUUGCUACCGCCGGAAAAAAG